Tricharina praecox is the source of this 1766-nucleotide messenger RNA. RefSeq lists its product as uncharacterized. NCBI's taxonomy places the organism in Eukaryota, Fungi, Ascomycota, Pezizomycetes, Pezizales, Pyronemataceae. Gene Ontology annotation, biological process: positive regulation of transcription by RNA polymerase II; meiotic cell cycle. The transcript has a single exon. Gene Ontology annotation, cellular component: nuclear chromosome. Bases 28 to 1710 code for a protein of 560 amino acids. The record is from RefSeq and is a predicted model, not a curated record. Gene Ontology annotation, molecular function: DNA-binding transcription factor activity; DNA binding.
UGCUGCAGACAAAGCCCCACGUCAGGAAUGGCGCCGCACAACCGAUCUUCCUCGGGGAGCACGAAGUCUGUCUCACCAUCACAAGGAUCUUCCUCCGUGCGAACGGAAUACACGACGAGCACACCCGGCGUGGCGCGACACCUUCCAUCGCGCGCAUCGCAGUCCGAAAUCCUCGGUUCCCCGCACUCUUCGAUGAACCCCACCACCGCUGUGUCUCCCACCAUGGGCAGCCUCGCCUCGCCCGGCCACGAUCACAGCACGAACGGCCUCGGCGUCAACACUGGCGGUCCCCCGUUGGGCGAAACCCAGCAGCUACAGCAUCUGUCCUCGGCCGACGGACACAUCGUACGACCCGAGAUUCACGCUCGCGUCGACAAGGGAUUCUUCCUCUCGGACCGUGAUUGGACGUGCUACCGACGAAACUACUUUUCGGUGAUCUGUAGCUACUCGCUUCUUCCCGCGUCGCUCUCGCUUCCAUUGUAUCUGCGCAGGACACCCAGCUCGCAACGCGAGCACAUCCUCUCCUUCGCCAUGUGCAUCUCGGCAGUCGUCGACGCGCCCGGCGGCAAGACGGUUGAGCUCGUGCAACACACGCCGAAACGCGAUAAGGGCCCCCAACACAAGCCCGCCAAGGUCAAGCUGAGCCCGCAGCCCGCAGGAGGAAUGUACGCCGGCACGAGUGCGAGUCCGUCGAUCCAGCAACAAGGACACGCCUUGCAGCAAGGCUUGGACCAUGACUACACGUUUCCGCAGCAGACGCAGCAGCAGCAGCAGCACCAACACAUCGCGGUCUUCGAUCGUAUUCAGUUUAAGUCGGCGACCGCCAACAACGGCAAGCGUCGCGCUGCGCAGCAGUACUACCAUCUCAUCGUCGAGCUCUACGCAGAUGUGGGCAGUCCGGCUUCAUCCGCGCCCGGCCAGCCCGACGCAACGGGCGGUGACGGAGGUUGGGUCAAGAUCGCGCAGAGGAUAUCGGCUCCCAUGGUCGUGCGCGGCCGUAGUCCCGGCCACUACGCGGAUGAGCGACGUCAGAGCAGUACGUCGAGCCCGGGAGGAGGCAGCACCGGCGGAAAUCCACAGGGCGGCCCCCACGCCCCCUCGCACACCUCGGCCGGUUCCGGAUACAUGGGAACGGACGGACUGUCGUCUGCUGGUCCUGGCGGUUCGAAUCAGGGCAUGAGUAAUUUGCAGCACGUCGCUUCGCCUCCGACAUCAUCGGUGAACCACCAUUCGACCCCGUCCAUCGCUAGCGCUUCGCCAGCCUCGCAUUACACACCGAUCGAUCCCAACCUCGGCGAUGCCUCUCCACAGAUCUCGGGUACCUUUGACAACUACACGUACGUUCCGUCGACACUGUAUCAGUCGGCACAUCUCCCCCCGCCACCGAGCGUCGACAGCGGUUACGAGACCCACACGUCGUACAACGGCGAUCGCAAGAGCGAACACCCCCUCGACACCUCGUGUCCGCAGUACGAGAAUGAGAUAUCGGCGUAUAUUCCAUCGUCGGUUGCGAACGCCGAAUCGUAUCGCAACAAGACCAUUGUCAAGGAGGAAUUUUCCCCAGCGGGUGCGGUUCCCUGGCACGGAAGUGGCGCUAUCGCCGGACGCGAUCAGCGCUUCAGUCACAGCAAUAACCUGUUUACGAAGUGCGGAACCUUUGAGACGGCGGAGACGUCCAAGGGCUACUACCCCGACAUUCCUCCGCUGUGAUGCGCAUCCCGGCAGUUUUCAGUGUGUGUGUGGGGUUAGGUGUGUGCGUAAGGCGU